AUGUCACAAACACAUCGACAACAGCAGUGGGGCGUUACAGCUCCUAUAUCUCUUGACUUGCCAACAGAACACGAGAUAAAACUGACUGAAGAUCUCGUAAAGACUCUGCACAAUUAUGGGCUAUUUGAGAGUGAAAAAGAGGCUCAAAAAAGGAUAACUGUGUUGAACAAGCUGAAUUUCAUGGUCAAAGACUUUGUCUACCGCGUUGGCAUCAAGCAAGGAUUAUUAGAACAACAAGCAAAGAGUGCCGGAGGAAAGAUAUUCACUUUUGGUAGUUAUAAAUUGGGUGUACAUAAUACGGGGGCUGAUAUUGAUACCUUGUGCGUGGUCCCUAAACAUGUCGAGCGAGAACACUUUUUCACCAUCAUGUACACCAUGCUCAGCGAACGACCUGAAGUGACCGAAUUAACAUCUGUAGUCGAUGCGUAUGUGCCAGUCAUCAAAAUGCGCUUUUCUGGGAUUCCUAUUGAUUUUGUCUGUGCAAGAUUAUCCAUUGCAGCUGUGCCCGAUGAUCUCGACUUGUCUGACAAUAGUUUGCUUUUGGGAUUGGAUGAACGAUGCAUUCGUAGCUUGAACGGCUCUCGUGUGACAGAUGAGAUUCUACGACUUGUGCCUAGCGUACCAGUGUUUCGACUUGCAUUACGAACGAUCAAACUGUGGGCAAAGAAGAGAGCAAUCUAUUCAAACAUCAUGGGAUUUUUGGGCGGUGUUGCUUGGGCCAUGUUAGUCGCUAGAGUGUGUCAAAUGUACCCAAAUGCCUGCGCUGCUUCGAUCGUCAGUAGAUUUUUUCGUAUAAUGUAUCAAUGGGGAUGGCCACAACCAAUAUUACUGAAACCAAUGGAGGAGGGGCCGCUUCCAGCCAGACAAUGGAACCCUAAUUUAUUUCCAGCUGACAAAAGCCAUCGCAUGCCCAUCAUCACACCAGCUUAUCCAUCAAUGUGCGCAACACACAACGUUACGGACUCGACUCGGGACAUCAUGCUUCACGAAUUUUGCAGAACUGGAGAAAUAGCAGAUAAAAUUAUGAUUGGUACAGGAAAAUGGCAGGAUCUAUUUGAAGAGAGCGAUUUUUUCCAAAUCUACAACCACUAUCUACAAAUUGUCGUCAGUUCUUAUUCUCCACAAAUUCGCUUGCAAUGGUCUGGACUAGUGGAAUCUCGAUUGCGUCAAUUAGUGUCGAAAUUGGAAUUAGUUGAUCUACUACAAAUUGCCCACCCUUACAUCAAAGGAAUCGAAAAGGUGCACUAUUGUUUUCCCGGAAAAGAAAGCUGGGAUGCGGCUCAUGGGAAUUUCAACAUUGCCGAAAGAACAUUUACAGUUGAUAGUUCUAUGAGCGAGCAGGAUCACAUCAAAUCAAUUCCGUUUUUAACAGCUGAAGAAAAGGAAUCACUCGUCCCGAUUUAUACCACAACUUUUUACAUUGGAUUGAAAGUGGAGCCUAUCACAGAUGAAUCUCCAGGCCCUCGCAAACUGAAUCUUGUUUGGCCUACAUCCGAAUUUCUCAAAUCAGCAAAAAUGUGGGACAAAUAUGACCAAAAGACGAUGGGAAUUACGAUAAAGAAUUUGAAGGGAUCAAUGUUACCUGACGAAUUGGGCGGUGAGAGCAGGCAGUUGAAAAGACUACAGGCAGCAAGCAAAAUGCAGCAACAGCAACACUCAUCACGAACUUCACCAGUGCCACAAAUAGAUCCACCUUCCAAUUUGGUUAAUAACCAGUAG
Molecule: messenger RNA, 1719 nt
Organism: Mucor velutinosus
Lineage: Eukaryota; Fungi; Mucoromycota; Mucoromycetes; Mucorales; Mucoraceae
Product: Transmembrane osmosensor
Exons: 6
Coding region: 1-1719 (572 amino acids)
Cellular component (GO): nucleus
Molecular function (GO): poly(A) RNA polymerase activity; RNA binding
Source: RefSeq, a predicted model, not a curated record